GUUUGUCGCCGGAAAGCCUUGUGUCUAGUGCGUUCCUCUCCUUCUCCCAGCUUCAUGUGAGCGAGUGAGAGAGAGAGAGAGAGCGCGCGCGCGCCCGAUCUGGGUUCGUCACACCACAAAAUGGAAGGCGGCCGAGUCCAGAUCGUAUCUCGGCGCAUGGUCAAGCCAGAUUGUCAAACGAGCACCCGGCCGCCGGAGCCUGAGACCGUCCACCUGACGCCCUGGGACCUGCGGCGGAUCACGGUGGACUACAUCCAGAAGGGAGUCGUCCUGCCCAAGCCUCCUGCCGGCGCACACGCCGUCGAACACCUCGCGUCGUCCUUCGCGCGCGCCGUGGGCCCCUUCUACCCCCUCGCCGGCCGCUUCGCCGUCGCGCCGGGGGCCACCGUCGACGAAGAGGCGCCGUCGCCUCGGCCCAGCCUGACGAUCUCGCUCCGCUGCAGCGACGAAGGCGCCGAGUUCGUACACGCCCUGGCGCCCGGGGUGACUGUCGCCGACAUCACCGGCCCGCUUCACGUCAUCCCACGGGUGGUCUGGUCCUUCUUCCCUCUCAGCGGGAUGCUCGGCGCCGACGCCGUCGUCGACCCCAGCCGGCCGGUCCUGGCCGCGCAGGUCACGGAGCUCGCCGACGGCCUCGUGGUCGCCAUGUCGCUGAACCACGGCGCCGCCGACGGGACCACGUUCUGGGAUCUGUUCAACGCCUGGUCGGGGAUCAGCCGGAGCGGCGGCGCUACCAACGGAGACAUCUCCACGGUGCCCCCACCUCCUAAGAGAUGGUUCCUCGACGGCUGCCCCGUGCCGAUCCCUCUCCCCUUUGCCAGGGUGGAGGACAUCGCCAGGCGGUUCGAGUACCCGCCGGUGCAGGAAUGCUCGCUCCGUUUCUCGUCGGAGAGCGUGAAGAAGCUGAAGGCGAAGGCGAACGCUGAGAUGGUCACCGGCACAGCCACCAUCUCCUCCUUGCAGGCGGUGCUUGCACAUCUAUGGCGAGCCGUGUGCCGGGCCCGUGGACUCCCGCCGGACCAGGAGACAACGUGCGCGCUUCCCGUCGGAUGCCGGACACGCGUGAAGGGCAUGCCGCAGGUGUACCUGGGCAACGCGGUGGCGGGCGCCGUCGGCAGGACCGCCGUCGGCGAGAUCCUGGGCGACGGCCGGCUGGGAUGGGCGGCGUGGCUUCUGAACCGGGCCGUGGCUGCGGCCGACGAGGCGAGCGUGAGGGACGAGCUCGCGGCGUGGCCUGGAAACCCCAGCUUCAAGUACGCUGCCGAUUGCGGCGGGGAUCCUCCUGCGGCGAUGGUGGUCACCGGCUCGCCGCGGUUCGACGUGUACGGCAACGACUUCGGGUGGGGCAGGCCGGUGGCCGUCCGGAGCGGCGCCGGGAACAAGCUGGACGGGAUGGUCACGGUCUACGAGGCCGGCGGAGGGACAGGGAGCAUGGAGCUGGAGGUGUUUUUUGACGUCAACAAUUCAGAUAUAAAGAUAUCCGGCGAUUCACGUUUAAUGGGAGAAGACAUUUUCAUUGACUACGAGGCGCUUAUGGAAGACACGGGCAACAGCCAACCCGUCGAGGAAGAGGAUAUUUCACCUUCCUCCGGUGAGUCUAUGCAGUCCAACAUGCCAGCCUUCAAAACUGCUCCUAGUGUGCAAGUAGAGCCCAGCAAAAGGGCAAAAAAGAAUAAGCCGCCCCAAGAGCCGGUUGUGACUGAACCAGAGCUGGGCACAGCUGCUCCUGAUGCCCCUGCUCACGAGCCGCCGCCUCAACCAUCUCAUAAUGCUCCUAUAUCUUCCUCUGACCCGCCUACUAAGCAAAUCUUCAACAAGUCUGGUAACCCGGAGGCUCCUAGCCCCGCCAAAUCAAGUGAUCUGGAAGUUGAGAUCCUCAAAACUCAGUUUGUUGAACCAGCACAGCCAUCUGUACUUGCCAAGUGUUCUAAAGAGGAGUUGGCCCCAGAAGCACAAAUCUCAAGGAGAACAUGGUGA
Triticum dicoccoides is the source of this 1977-nucleotide messenger RNA. RefSeq lists its product as uncharacterized. Bases 121 to 1977 code for a protein of 618 amino acids. The record is from RefSeq and is a predicted model, not a curated record. The transcript has 8 exons. NCBI's taxonomy places the organism in Eukaryota, Viridiplantae, Streptophyta, Magnoliopsida, Poales, Poaceae.